AUGGGAGGAGGUGAUCUAAAUUCCAAGAAGUCAUGGCAUCCCCAUACAUUGAAGAACCAGGAACAGGUUUGGAAGGCCGAACAGGCAAAGGCGUUGGAAGAGAAAAAACUUGAAGAUCUGAGAAAAGAAAUACAGCAGGAACGUGACAUGGAAGACCUGAAGAGGGCUGGGCGUGAGAGUGGCGUUUUGUCUGGUGGUCAUGAAGGCGACAAAAAGUUGGACUGGAUGUACAAAAGUACCCAUGAACUAAUAAAUAGAGAAGAAUACCUGCUGGGCCGCAAAAUUGACAAGUCAUUUGAAGCACUUCAGGCUGAGGAACAGCAAAAGGAGAAAAACAAUCUUGUGGGUGUAAAACAACCAUUGAAUCACGUGGAGCAUGAAUGUGUGCCGUUUUCGAUUAGAGCUUACAAAAACAUCCAAAGUACCGAACAGGUUGAUCUACAGCGAAAAUUCAUGGAAGAUCCGUUAAUGUUGAUUAAACAACGCGAAAUGGAAACCCGAAGAAAAAUACUUGAAAAUCCGGUCAAGUUGAAAGAGCUGCACAAAAUCCUGAAAACGGAUGAAAAAUUAAAGAAGGAAGCUAAGAAACCCAAGAAAUCGAAGAAAAGCAAAAAACCGAAAAAGAAACAUAAGAAGAGAAGUAAAUCCAGUAGUUCCAAUUCAUCGGAAAGUGAUUCCAAUAGCGAUAAUGACUCCGACAUAGACAGUAAGUUGGCCAAAAAACUCAAAGUUGGAUUACUUGACGAAAAGGAUUUUUUGGAGAAGGGGUUGAAUAUAGAUAAAAUUUUGGAUUCCAAAUAUGAAAAAAUUUCUCAAGAGUUGGACAAAGCGGCAAAAUCAAAACAUAAGUCAAAAAAGAAGAAACGCAAAGACAGUAGUGAAAGUGAUGACGAGGAUAACUUUAGAAAGGAAAAAUAUCAAGAUGGUAGGAAAGGACACAACAAACAUGAAUCUGAACAUUACAAUCGUCAGAAUGGCAAGCGGGAUUCAAGUGAAAGACGCAAGCGUUCACCUAUAAAGUCAUCACAUAAAAACCGUUAUAACGAUAGAGAUAGAUCGCGUUCAAAAUCAAUUGAUCGAACGCGUAGAAGAUCUAGGUCAACAUCUAGAAAUCGAAAUGUGAAACGAAACAAUAAUCGGACAGAUAAAUCUCCAUCGCCUGAUACUAAACGGUUUGAUAGGCGAAGAAAUAGAUCGUCUUCUUUAGAGAGAAGCAAUCGUUAUAAUAGAACUAAAAGGGAAGAUAGAUCGAGAUCGCCACGCAACAGACGUGUAUCUAGAUCUCCAUCCUCCAAUAGACGCACAAAUAGAUCGAGAUCACGUUCUAACGAAAAAUCGAGUCGGCAUAGAUCAUCAUAUAAAGCCCGGUCACGGUCUAGUUCACCCAGGCGCAGGGUGGAUUCACAGAAGUUUCCACAGAGAUCUAGAUCUCCACGCCGUUCUCCUAAAAGCAAUAGGAAACUGUCACCCAAGUCCUCAUCCACUGCCGCCAGUACGCAGCGGCCAUCGGGCCGCCUAACCGAUGAAGAAAAACAACAACGAUUGAAAGAAAUGAUGGCGAAUGCAGAGUGGCGCGAAGAAGAGAGAUCACAUGCCGUUCGAAAGCACCGUGAAGACUAUGCCCGCGAGGAAGAACAAAACAAGAAUAGAGAAUUCGACAAGGAUUUCCUAAACAAAGAAGUUAAAAAGGCAAUAGCUAAUCAGACAUCGGUCGGUUCCCGCUUGAGAGCCAACCUUAAUAAUAUUCAACGAACGUCGUCGUCUAUGAAUGAUAAUUUCAUUAGAAAAUAG
Messenger RNA from Musca vetustissima, 1791 nucleotides. RefSeq names its product pre-mRNA-splicing factor CWC25 homolog (gene Cwc25). The record is from RefSeq and is a predicted model, not a curated record. NCBI's taxonomy places the organism in Eukaryota, Metazoa, Arthropoda, Insecta, Diptera, Muscidae. Gene Ontology annotation, cellular component: U2-type spliceosomal complex. The transcript has 3 exons. Gene Ontology annotation, biological process: mRNA splicing, via spliceosome. Bases 1 to 1791 code for a protein of 596 amino acids.